Messenger RNA from Erpetoichthys calabaricus (reedfish), 1334 nucleotides. Its product is annotated as PWWP domain-containing DNA repair factor 3B-like. NCBI's taxonomy places the organism in Eukaryota, Metazoa, Chordata, Cladistia, Polypteriformes, Polypteridae. The transcript is spliced from 2 exons. The record is from RefSeq and is a predicted model, not a curated record. Bases 744 to 1319 code for a protein of 191 amino acids.
UUAACCCAGGCUGAGUAUGGGUGGUAAAUAUUCAGUGUUUCCUUUUUGUUUUGUUAACAAUUUAUCCCAUAAUUUUAUGUGGCCAUCUCAUAUGGUCUGGUUUAGUGGGUGCCAAAUGACCUGUGCCUUGUUAGAAUAAUUUACAGAUAUUGGUACUUGUUCUGAGUGUACCAUUGCUGAGUGCCGGUGCGGGUACCCUGCUUUUGGAGACGCGCCUUUUUGGGAUGCUUGGACAAUCAAAGGUGACACCUCACAUCCAACCAGGGGAAAAUAGUUUAAAUAAGCUUGGAAUUUUACAUUUUUUAAUGUCUAAAUAAGUUCAUAUAGUGUUACUUUAAAUACACCAGUGUGUGUUUUGGUGUAUACAGGUAAACUUUUACUGGCACUCUUUUUUUUCUGUUAAAUGAAUAACAUCAAUAUUUUAAUGUCUAAAAGUCAGGACCAAGAAGAUCAUGGCAGCAGUGAACUCGUUGAGGAAUAUACUGAUACAGCCACACCAAGGUAUUAAUGUAGAACUUAGUCUACCACUGUGGUUUGAUACUUCGUUCAACAUGAGUAAAAUCCUUAAAAUUGAACAUGGUAUGAAGGAUUGUCAUAAGCUUUUUGACCCGUUGUCACAUGGGGAGUGUUAGAUUGGUUAUUUUGAUGGUUAGAAUAAAAAUAUCUUCAAAGCUUUUCUGUGACUUGCAUAUUACUUUAGCCAGUGUCCGGACUGGUGCAAUCAUAAUACUCUGAAGUAAUGGAUGUAUUCAGAAAAGCUAUUGAGAUCACAUCCAACAGGAGUUUUUGUAGUGAUCCACAGAGUAAUCCUCACAGUUUCAACUGUCUUCCAAUGUGUCCACUUUUCCGAGAAAACACAACUGUUCAGACCAAAACCAGACAGCUUGCAUAAGACAAAUACUACAUGUGACAGUCUGAUGCAUUUAUUUGUGUGUGUCCACAGUGUAGGAGAGCAGGCUGGCUGUGUGGCUGCAGCCGGGCAGCUGACUGAAGAACAAGUGGCUCAGAUUUUUGCAGCUGCAGAGAUCAGCAGGGCCUACAGGAGGACUCAUCAUGAAAAACUGUUAGAGUUCAUAAUAAAGGACCAUGGAGCAGAUGAUCACUUGCUGGCUGUUGUAUCUCGUAAGGUAUCGUCCAAAUGGUUAAAAAAUUAUGAAAAUCCUAAAGGUCACCGGGUAAUGACUUAUAUAGAAGAUGAGGAGCUGAUAGAUGGCCUCUACAACUUCUUGGAUGAAGUGCUGUCAAGUGCUGUAGGCACUUUUGAGAGGAUUGACAGAGUUCGCAUCAUUCUGGAUGUGCUGAUGCCAGAGGUUAAUUAGCCUUCGUAAAUCUCU